AGCCCUUUUAGUGUCCCAAGCUUUCACAUGAGGAGGUCAACCCAUCUCCUUCUUCCUCUCCCCUUUCUUCUCUUUCAACUCCUCGUAUCUUCUUCUCUGGGCAUCGGGCCUCAAAAGGCCUUCGCUCAAGCCGGCGGUACUCUCGCAGAAUCCACCGUGCCAUUUGAUGUGGGCGUGAUCCUGGACACAAGGUCAUGGAUCGGGAACAUAAGCUGGACUUGUAUGUCCUUGGCCGUCGAGGAUUUCUAUGCGGCUCGUCCCAACUACACCACGAGACUCAGGAUCCACUUGAGGGACACGGAUGAAGAUGCCUUUAGUGCGGCAUCCGCCGCUAUCGAUCUUCUGAAGAAUGUUCAAGUGCAAGCAAUUAUCGGGCCACAAACAUCAACCCAGGCUAAGUUUGUAAUAGAACUUGGAGACAAAACUCAGGUCCCAAUCAUUUCUUUCUCAGCAAAGAGCCCAUCUCUUUCUUCCCAAAAUUCAUACUUUAUUCACACUGCAUGGAGUGACUCCUCUCAAGCAAAAGUUAUUGCUUCUAUUGUUCAAGCCUUCAAAUGGAGGGAAGUUGUUCCUAUCUUUGAAGAUAGUGACUAUGGUAGUGGAAUUGUACCUUAUCUGGUCGAUGCCUUCCAAGAAAUUGGUGCCCGUGUCCCAUAUAGGAGCAAAAUCCCUGUUUCAGCUACUAAGAAUAAAAUUUUAAAUGAGCUCUACAAGUUGAAAAACAAACAGACAAGGGUCUUUGUUGUGCACAUGACAUAUUCUUUAGGCCUUCAGCUAUUUUCAAGUGCAAACAAAGCUGGAAUGAUGAAAGAAGGGUAUGUCUGGAUCACAACGUAUGGCUUAACAGAUCUUGUGGAUCUAAAUGGUUCAUCAGCCAUCAGUGUAAUGAAAGGUGUCUUGGGUGUAAAGCCUUAUAUUAGAGAAACCAACAAGCUCCGUGAUUUCAAGGUGAGGUGGAGAAAGAAAUAUUAUCAGGAAGAUCCAAAUGCUGAAGUACGUGAGCCCACCACUUUUGGUUUAUGGGCUUAUGACACGGUGUGGUCACUUGCUGCAGCAGCAGAGGGUCUCAAAAGUACAAACUAUACAUCUCAAGAGUUUGAUGUCUAUAACAGCUCAACUGACUUGGCAACACUUGGAUUAUCUCUUACUGGCCCAAAUCUGCGCAGUCAGAUAAUAAACAGCUAUUUUGAUGGCAUGAGUGGGAAAUUUCAUUUCAUUGAUGGCCAGUUAGAGUCCGGUGCCUUUGAGAUAAUUAAUGUGGUACGACAUGGUAAGAGAAGGGUUGGGUUUUGGACUCCAGCAUACAACCUUUCUCGGCAUAUGGACAUGAAGGCUGAUCUUAAAUUCAUUAUAUGGCCUGGUGACACUAAGACUGUACCUAAGGGAUGGGAGUGGCCAACAAGUGGGAAAAAGCUCAGAAUUGGGGUUCCAGUAAAACCUGGGUUUCCCCAAUUUGUUAAAGUCGAAAAGGAUAAUAAAAAUAAUAGCCGGAUUGGAAAAGCAUACUGCACAGAUGUGUUUGAUGCUGUAAUGGCUGCACUACCUUAUCAUGUCCCUUAUGAAUAUGUGCCCUAUGAAGAUGCCAAGGGAGAGAGCAAUGGGACGUAUGAUGAUCUUGUUUACCAGGUCUAUCUUAAGAACCUUGAUGCUGUGGUGGGUGAUGUGACAAUCAUAGCCAAUCGAUCUUUAUAUGUGGAUUUCACAUUGCCAUACACUGAAUCAGGGGUGUCCAUGCUCGGUACCUAUUAAGGACGAGCGCCAUAAAAGUGCAUGGACCUUCUUGGAACCAUUGACUACUGAUCUUUGGUUGGCGAGUGGUGCUUUCUUUGUCUUCACAGGGUUUGUGGUGUGGUUUCUUGAACACCGGAUCAACAAUGAGUUUUAGAGGUUCACCUGCACGUCAACUUGGUACUGUCUUCUAUUUCUCCUUUUCCACACUUGUCUUUGCACAUAGGGAGAAGGUGACAAGCAACUUGUCAAGGGUUGU
This is a messenger RNA of Phoenix dactylifera (date palm), 1987 nucleotides long. The record is from RefSeq and is a predicted model, not a curated record. NCBI's taxonomy places the organism in Eukaryota, Viridiplantae, Streptophyta, Magnoliopsida, Arecales, Arecaceae.